This is a messenger RNA of Chelmon rostratus (copperband butterflyfish), 1642 nucleotides long. Its product is annotated as pseudouridine 5'-phosphatase. Lineage: Eukaryota; Metazoa; Chordata; Actinopteri; Chaetodontiformes; Chaetodontidae. The record is from RefSeq and is a predicted model, not a curated record. The transcript has 4 exons. Bases 31 to 726 code for a protein of 231 amino acids. Gene Ontology annotation, molecular function: phosphatase activity.
UCGACGCGGAACCAAAGUCAUGAUUGAAACAUGUCUGUAUCAAGCAGCUCCUACAAACCUGUGAGCCAUGUCGUUUUCGACAUGGAUGGAUUACUAUUAGACACAGAGCGACUGUACACUGUGUCCUUCCAGGAAAUAUGUGACCGCUUUGGAAAGCAGUACACAUGGGACGUGAAGUCAUCAGUGAUGGGCAAAAAUGCUCUGGAUGCUUGCCGUAUUAUUCGGGACACUAUGGAUCUUCCCAUUACAGCUGAGGAACUCCUCACUGAAAGCAGACAGAUACAAGAAAGGAUCUUUCCUUCUGCCAAACUCAUGCCAGGUGUGGAGAAGCUGGUGCGCCAUCUGCAGAAGCACAACAUCCCCAUUGCAGUGGCAACUAGCUCAGCCGGUGUAACGUUCAAGUUGAAGACAAGCCAACACAAAGACUUCUUCAGUCUGUUUCACCACAUUGUUCUGGGUGAUGAUCCUGAAGUGAGGAACAACAAACCUCAGCCUGACUCCUUCCUGGUCUGUGCCAGCAGAUUCAGCCCUCCCGCUUCUCCAGAGAAGUGCCUGGUGUUUGAAGAUGCUCCCAAUGGUGUGAAGGCGGCGCUGGCUGCGGGAAUGCAGGUGGUGAUGAUUCCCGACGACAACCUGAACCCCAGCCUGACCCAGGAGGCCACGCUGCGACUCAGGAGCAUGGAGGAGUUCGAGCCACAGCUCUUUGGCCUGCCGGCAUUCGACUAACCAGAGACCAAACCCAGAACCACACAGUGUCGCUCAACCUUCCAGUCUCUCUUCAGUCUCAUUCUUUGAAAGAAACAAUUCUGACAGAGUGAGAAAACGUACUGUCUUACUUUGUUAUGGGUGGAUAUUGAUGUUUUUUGUUGGCACCAGUUAAUGGCCUUUUAGUGUUUUCUGUCAAAUGAGAAAUCACAUCAUUGAAAAACCCUUGAAGGCUCCUUCUUGAAAGCUUUGUUGAAAUACAUUUGUCUAAUCAAACUCAUGAACACACACCCACACAAAACACUGUCAAUGCAACACUAUCCCUGUCCAUCCAUCCUGUUGAGGCGGUCUUCUUGAAAUUCCAAAGACACCACUUGUCAGUGUAAUCCACUAAAAAGAGUCCCCCAGUCACCCUCACCCUUUCAUCUCGGCUCAUUUCUACCUCUGCACUUACCGCAAUUCCGCAAUUCCCCAUCCUCUCACCGAGCAGGCUUUAACCGGGGACCUGCUGGAGGAGCAUGGGCUCCCUCAGGCUCCUCAAAUAGGAUUUCACUGCACUCCCAUCCGCCUCCCCUCCAAGCGUUUCCAGCCUUUCAUCCUCAAGGAUGGGGUGACUGCCACAGCUCGUUUUCUGUUCCUGCUCGCCCCCCAUCACUCCGUAGUUUUACAUGUCAUUUGCCCUCUCCUGGCUGGAAGUGUGGUUAAUUUCUUUCUUGUGUGUUUUCCUUUUAAUUCUUACAACAGAGAGACCGUCGCAUUGGAACGCUUGUCUGUAUUCAAAUUGAAGGCUGCAUGAAAAUAAUACCGAAUCAUCCACAUUGUGUUACAUUUUGUCUUCUGUUCAGAUGUGUCAACUCAUCAAUAUCAAAUAAAUCUAUAAUACAAACUCUCUGCAUAAUAAUUGUGCAAUUUCCAUUCAUUUUAAAUUCAUUUUAUU